GUAUAUAAAAAAGACGAAUAAACCUUCAUAAUUAUUAUACGUUGUAACCUAAUUUGAUUUUCAGUCUAUUAUUUCAUCUAUAAUUUUAUUGUGAAUUCAUCGCAAGAAAUAAUCAUGAACCGAUUUUUAGCUAUUGCUUUUGUUCUCGUCGUUUCAUCAUGCCAUGGAGAUGCUCUUUGGAGUGGAUCUACAUUUGGUGAUUGGGCUAAAGGGAUGACUCCUUGUGAGAUUUGCAAGUAUGAAUUCGACUCAGGAAUCGAUUUGAAAAAGGCGAAAUCUACGUUCUUACCUGAACUCAAGAGUAAAUGUGGCAAAUACCCAACUCCUGAAGGGUCUUGCGAUGCUUACGUUAAAGUAUUCGAGACUUCAUUUGAUCUUCUUAUCGAAAGACAAAGCAGAUCUCAAGAGCUUUGUACUUUCUAUGGUGUUUGUGAGUCUAGUUCGACCCUCGAUAUCAGUUUACCGCAUAUUCCCGCUGCUCCAGUUACACCAAAACAAAAUCCUCCCAAAGUCUAUGAUAAGGCCGUUUGUAAGGAAUGUACCGAUAUCAUCGCUGCAGUUACUUUUAUGGGUGUUGGACAUUAUGCUGAUACUUUUGCUGCUAAAACUGAAAAUGGGUGUUUAUGGUGGGUGAAAACUACUGCGUUACCAAGUGAUGCAGAUUACCAGAAAUGUUCUGAGCUUAACUCUGUCUAUUUCAAUUCAAUUACCGAUAAUAUGAUCGAAAAAUCGACUCAGAACUAUAUGUGUUGGGAUCUUUUCGAUGUUUGUGACCCUGCACAAAAACCCAGCGACUUGGUUUUACCAUAUGGUCAACAAAAAUCAACUCAUUAAAUGAAAAACUUCUUUUGAUUACUGCAAUAUCGAUAUUUAAAUGUAUCAAUCAGUAAUACAAUAUCAAUAAACUUUUGACAUUAAUUUUGCAACUAA
Molecule: messenger RNA, 930 nt
Organism: Panonychus citri (citrus red mite)
Lineage: Eukaryota; Metazoa; Arthropoda; Arachnida; Trombidiformes; Tetranychidae
Exons: 2
Coding region: 115-834 (239 amino acids)
Source: RefSeq, a predicted model, not a curated record